Molecule: messenger RNA, 3866 nt
Organism: Nycticebus coucang (slow loris)
Lineage: Eukaryota; Metazoa; Chordata; Mammalia; Primates; Lorisidae
Gene: IGSF5
Product: immunoglobulin superfamily member 5
Exons: 10
Coding region: 204-1316 (370 amino acids)
Biological process (GO): cell-cell adhesion
Source: RefSeq, a predicted model, not a curated record
GAGGGUCAGGAUCCCUGGUGACCCCACAGAACUUGUCCCCAUGUUUGUGGAGAGCGGACGACAGCCAAGAGGGCUUUAGGACACAGACACCUUUGCCGAAGAGGAGAUUUACCCAUCUGAGUUGCAGGUGGCUGGUGGAACAAUGUACUUGCCAAGUUGUGUCAAUUGAACCUUGCAAAUUGGGUGAGGAAGACCAUGCGGAGAUGCAGGGCAGCUGGAGAGCCUUCCUGACCACGCUGGGAGUCCUGGCUGGGCUGGCAGCUUCAGGAUCCAGUUAUCAAAUCCUAGAAGGUCCCAAGAAUGUAACAGUCCUGCAGGGCUCAGAGGCUCGCUUCAACUGCACUGUCUCCCAGGGCUGGAAGCUCAUCAUGUGGGCUCUGAAUGGCACCGUGGUGCUCAGUGUGACAUCCACGGAGUCCAUUAUCACCGACAACCGCUUCACCUCUGAGACUUACAACGUGGAUGGAAACUUUGUCUCUGAGAUGGUGAUCCACAAUGUACAGCUCAACGACUCAGGGCAGGUCAAAUGCAGCCUCCAGAACAGUGACCGGGAUGAAGCUGCUUUUCUUUCCGUCCAAGUUAUGGGCGAGUUGUCCAUUCUUGGUGAUAGUCUUGUAGUCAUUGAGGACAAACCUUGUAAUGUUACUUGCCAAGCACUGGGCUGGACCUUGGUCCCGGAGUUUCACUGGGUGGUCGAUGUCCCCGUCAGCCAUUCAAGCAGUUAUUCUGUUGCGGAGCCCGGGGACCUUCCGAGUGCAGUGAGCGUCCUGGCUCUCACACCACAGGGCAAUGGGACUCUAACGUGUGUGGCCACUCUGAGGACCGUGCAGGCCAACAAGUCAGCCACUGUAAACCUUACUGUGGUUCAGCCUCCCCCGGAGAGCAUUGAUAAGACAGGCACAUCGUUGCCCACCUGGGCCAUAAUUCUUCUCGCAGUAUCGUUUUCGUUGCUUUUGAUCCUGAUAAUUGUUCUGAUUAUAAUAUUCUGCUGCUGUUGUGUCUCCGGGAGAGAGAGCAAAGAAUCUAGUUAUCAAAAUGAAAUAAGGAAAUCUGCAACUGUGAAGACAAACACAGGAACCAUUGAGACAAAGUUAAAAAGUGGAAAUGAAAACUACGGCUACAGUUCCGAUGAACGGAAGAACACACAGAUUGCUUCUCCCGCUCCCAAGUCCUAUGAAGUCAGCGUUCUGGAGCAAAGUAGCAGAAACCAUCAUUAUCAGGAAGUUGAUACGCAUCGGCCCAGUCCAGCAAGCCGUCCCCAGGUUUCGUUUAAUCUGGCCAGUCCGAAGAAGGUCAGGAAUGUAACCCUGGUGUAGUAAAGGCUUCCCUGGGGCUCCGUCUUGCACUUGGCUGGUGAUUUACAACACAGGGUGUCGUCAUUUCUCUUCGUCCUGGGACUGGGCUCCAGCUUCGCUGACAUUACCUGAGGAGUGACGUCAGAGGCAUUGGAACUGAUAUUUUCUGGCAAGAGAGAAGGAAUCAAUUUCCCCAGAUUUCAAAGGAGAAGUGGACUUUUAAGACAUUUGCAGGUUUUGGUGAAUUUCACAAAGUUACUAAGACUAAGCUGCAAAUUUAUCACGAUGCCGUUUCUCAUUACUCAGCACUCCCAUUUGCUAAUCCUAUAAAUGGUAGGUAAGUCUACGAUCUGCCAUGACUUUUAAAAUGUUUCUAUUAUCUCAAAUCAUAUUAAGAUGAUAUUCACGUAUGUUUAAUAUGUAGGGAUAUUAUCGCAUAUUAUCAGUGAAAUGAGGGGAUAAAACUCAUGGUCAAUCAGAAAUCUACAAUUGACUGGCAAAUCGGAGGUCCACAGGUUAAAAAGAGAUUCAGUUCUAACUCUGAUGCACACGUGCCUACGUAUCUCUUCCACGGAGACGCUCACUUUCACCUGUUUCCUCGUCAGGCUCGUUCUUGUCUCCUCAAAUGAAUUAAAGCUGAUGAUACUUUGUGGGGAUGUACCUCAUAUACCACAAACACCAUGGAACGAACUGGAGACGGGCACUGUGUUCUCUAAUAAAUAAAAAAGAAAACACCAGAAAAUGACUAUUGCCUUUCUUAGCUCUUCCUGUUCAGACAGCAGUUUAAAGAGUCAAGCAUUUCCAAGGAGGACAACAGGAGGCUUCUCCCAAGAACCACACAUCCUCAUGUCUCUCUUUGCCUCCUAAUGUUUGCCCAUUUAAAGUUAGUGUCAAUGUUCUUUUUUUUUUUUUUGGUUUUUGGUCGGGGCUGGGUUUGAACCCGCCACCUCCAGCAUAUGGGACUGGCACUCUACUCCUUGAGCCACAGGCGCCGCCCAGUGUCAAUGUUCUUAUAAAGAAUACAAUUGCUGACUUCUCCAAAUAUGUUUUUUUUCCAUGUAGAUAGAUGCUGUUAAUUUUGCUGUCCACCCAACCCUUUCAUAUUUAACCUAGGGGUGGGACUGAGUAUUAUUAUUAUUUUUUAUUAAGUUCUGAGUAUUAUUUGACUGAGCUCUGAACUGGUUGGUACAGAUUUCUUGAGCCACAGGCACCGCCCGGGUUGGUACAGAUUUCUAUGCUGAGUAGUAAUUACCAAGUGUUUUGAAUCCCUCAUGCCCAACCAUGCUAUUGCUAAAGUAGUAUUUGACUUUUAAAAUGUAUCAAGAUUUUAGUGAAUUCUUUAAAAUUACUAAGUAAAAGCUGCAAAUUUAUCAUGAUGAUGUUUCUCAUCCCUCAACACUCCUCCUUGCCAAUCUAAUGUUUGAUAGACAAGUUCCUACUCUACCAUGAUUUAUAAGGUACUUUUAGGAUCUGAAACCACAUCCUGUCCCUACCCGGGCCUUUUCCUGUGACCCACAGCUGACUCAGGAGUGUUUUCUGGCUCAACCUGGUGGUGGGCAUCUGUUUUGACUGGCUGAUGCUUGGGCAGUGUCCAUUCUGGUUGGUCACUUGGCAUGCAGUAUCUAUUUUGUUUGAGUGGUGUUCAUGCCUUAAUGAUUGUCAUAUAUUUUGAAUAUUACUACUGUUUAGAGGGUAUGAAAAAAAGUUAUCUCUUCUUUGUGUCCCUAAUGUGAGAAAAUUGGCUGCCUGUUUUCUUGGGAGUAGAACUGCAGUGCAAAAAAUCAAAGCCUGUAAAUAUUGCUAUGUCACCUUUCCAAGAGUCCUUUCUUAUGGAAAAGAUUCCCAUAAAAGUGCAUAAAAAUGAGAUUUUUGCUUAUUGCACUCAUUUCUUUAUUCCCAGCCUAUAUAUCUCUGUCUCCCCACGACCAUCUUGAUGGGGACAGGGAGAAGGGCGAGACAAGAGGCUUCAGGAGCCCCUCCAGACGCUGAUGCAUGAACUCAUAUUCUUCAUUAAUAGUUUAUUCUCUUCCAACCCAUGGAAGCCAGAUCCUAAGACAAGGUGAACGUCAUGUCAUUUACACCUUUUGUAACCUUUACAGCGUCUGGUAAACAGCCAGUGUUCAGUAAGCGUUGACAUCACACAGGUCAAUAUUGAGCAAGGCAGUGUAUUGAAUGUAUGAGUAUUUGCUAUCAGCCUGCUCUAAAAAUAUUUUUGUGAUUAUAUCAGGAGUCAAAGGGGUCAUAUAUAGAAUAUAAUUGAAAUUUCAGUUUUGAUCUCUGAAAGAGCAGGGUCAAUGAUUGCCGUGCAAGUUUCUCCAACUUAAUCGAAUCACCCUCAGAUAUUUUUUCAUUUCUCGGACUCUGGGAGGUUUUAUAUGUCCCUUCUGAGCAGCUUCUUCUUCUACAUCUUACUCCAGGAGCAGGCUUCUUAAAGGGGCCCUCCCCCACCCCCGUGAGAGGUGGGUGUGCUAUUUGGACAGAACCAUCUAGAGCUGUCGUAUCCAACGGUGUAGCUACCUGGGGCUAUUUAAAUCAAAUUAUUUAAACUAAAUAAAAUGUGAGAGUCAUUUC